Messenger RNA from Cuscuta europaea, 19862 nucleotides. Lineage: Eukaryota; Viridiplantae; Streptophyta; Magnoliopsida; Solanales; Convolvulaceae. The record is from the annotation of a GenBank genome assembly.
GGCAACUGCCUCAGGCCCAUUAUUUUUGCAAAAAUUUAGGGCCCAGAAAAAUAUUAGCUCCCUUUGUAAAUAUACCCAUAGCAUACUAGGCCCAAUUUGAAUUGCCCUUGAUUAGCAGAUAUCUACAAUAACCGAUUGACCAUCUUCCGCUUGCUCUGGACGUUCACAGUUCGGACUUCGCAGCUUUGAGAAUCUCCCAGCCGUGCGCCCGUGCAGCCCUGCGACUCUUCUAGCCCAGAACUCCAGAAGACCAGAACCUCCCACUUCCCAGUCUACAUCGCAUCAUUCUCCUAUGAACUGCAGUUCAGCCACCGACUAUGGCCUCGCAAGUCACAACGCACCUCCUCCGUCGACCGCAGGGUAUCUUCCCACCAGAUACGUGGGGAGUGAUCUCUUCAAGUAGAUGGGAUUGGGAUGAUCUUCGAGCACAUAUACAAAAGAGUGGAGUGAGAAACUCCUUUCUUGUAGCACCACUGACCACUACUUCAAAUUCUUGGAAACAAUGAAUGCUUUGAGCCAUACACUUCCAACAACUACAACCGUAGAGUUCUAAGGUAUCUUUGCCAGUGGAUUCUGUUAGCUCAUGUAUAAUGCCCUAUAGUAGUUUGUUAGCUUCUGAAAUCCAACUUAACUAUUGUUGUAUUUCGAGUGGGGAAUUUGUUGUGGUGAACAACAUCUGCUUCAUGACUUAUUGAGAUGGGCCAUUGGUCACCUGCACUUAAGAACCAAAUCAUACAAGAGGAUGGAUCUGUACAAAAAAUCACUGAAAUUCCUCGAGGUCUUCUGUUCGCAACAGAGACCCUCGAGGUCUUCUGUUCGCAACAGAGAUGCUCGAGGUCUUCUGUUUGCAACAGAGACCCUCGAAGCCUUCUGUUCGCAACAGAAGGUCUUCUGGUCCGUUACAAAAAUUAAUGCCCAACGUUCUUCUCUUUUAAUGCUGCGUUAAAUGGACAAUUUAUGGACGAUUCAAUGCCCAACGGACUGGUCAUUGAUGUCCAACGUUCAGGUCCAUUAACACCCCAUUUAACACACAACAAAUCCUCCUAUAAAUAGCUGGCAGGUGGUUUGCAACAACACAACGCACAAUACAUUCCUCACGUAUUCUUGAGCUAAAAACACCUACAGCUACUCUGAAAAUUCCUUCUGUGUUCUUACUUGGUUCUCGUUCGCUGGAACUCUUGUUUGUGUGUUCAAACACUAGUUCGUAGUCAUCGUAUCCUGGGAAACGAUUGUUGCAACGCUCCUAGCACCGUGGGAGGCAACAAAUACGUUUUAAGGAAAUCGUGCGUAGCACGAGCUUUGACUAAUUCUGCUUCAUCUCCUUUCUUGUUUUUCUCUAGUCAUUUUAUUUAACUAAUUUAUUUUAAUUAAUUUUCUUUAUUUUCCGAAACACACCCAACAAUCUUAAAACGUGUUUGUUGGUCUUGUAUCAUACAGAUACAAUCUUAAAACGUAUUCGGUGAUUGUUCUACUCCGGCAAACAAUCCUAAAACGUAUUUUCCUUGGUUGUUGUACUGCGGUAAACAAUCUUAAAACGUAGUUUGUCACUUCGGUGAAUGAACUUAGUUUUUGUGUUUUCGGAAAACGUUGAAAACGUUAAAAUCGCUUCGCAAUAAAUUGGAAAUGUUGGUGGGCAGAACGUGCCAAACGAUAAUCAAUCUGAAAGUGGAGCACCGGUGAACAAUGGUUCACAACGCGGUGCAUCUACUUUGGGCAACCAAGGGGCAAUCCCUAUGGUUACCGUGCCGAGCAACUCUGUGGAGAAACCCGAAAAAUUUAACGGGUUAAACUUCAAGAGGUGGCAGCAAAAGAUGCUAUUCUAUCUCACUACUCUCGGUCUUGCAAGGUUCUUGACCGAACAUGCGCCGGUAGCAACCGGGGGUGAGGUGGAUGCACAAUCUUUCAACGCGGUUGAAGCUUGGAAGCAUUCUGACUUCCUUUGCCGAAACUAUGUGUUGAACGGGCUGCAUGAUGCUUUGUACGACGUGUAUAGCAAACUAGCUACGGCUAAGGAGUUAUGGAAUGCUUUGGACCACAAAUAUAAAAGCGAGGAUGCCGGCGCAAAGAAAUUUGUUGUUGGUCGAUUCCUUGAUUUUAAAAUGGUGGAUUCGAAGACGGUCUUGAGUCAAGUUGAGGAAAUGCAAAUGAUCUUCAACGAAAUUCGAGAUGAAGGAAUGACAGUUAGUGAAUCUUCCCAAGUGGCGUCAAUUAUCCAUUUAUUGCCGCCGGCUUGGAAGGAUUUCAAGAACUACCUUAAGCAUAAGCGAAAGGAAAUGAACUUGGAGCAAUUGAUCCUCCGUCUGCGGAUUGAAGAGGAUAACCGGAAGAACGAUGGGAAACUCCCAAUUGUUCAUGGCGCCAAGGCAAACGUGGUGGAGCAUGCAAAAGGCUCCAAAACCAAGAAUAAUGGGAAGAGCAAGCUCGGUCCCAAGGGAGGCGUUUCCAAGACAAAGUUCAACGGAAAAUGCUUCAAUUGCAAUAAAAACGGACACAAGUCCGCGGAUUGCAAGGCACCCAAGAAGAAGAGGGACUCUCAAGUCAACUUGGUGCAAGGUGGGCAAAAGGAUGAAGACAUCAUCCUUGCGGCUGUGGUGACCGAGGUCAACCUCGUUGGAUCCAAUUCCAAGGAGUGGUUUGUGGACACCGGUGCAACCCGGCAUAUUUGCUCAAACCGGGAGUUAUUCACAACUUUUGAGCCAUCAAAUGGUGAGAAAGUGUGAAUGGGUAACUCGGCUCAUUCCGCGGUUGAAGGCGUGGGCAAAGUGGUCCUGAAGAUGACUUCGGGCAAGGAGCUGACUCUAAACCAAGUUUUGUUUGUUCCGGAAAUACGCAAAAACCUGAUUUCCGGUUCAUUGUUGAACAAGCAUGGCUUCCGCAUGGUCUUUGAGUCGGAGAAACUAGUUUUGUCUAAAUCGGGAAUGUAUGUGGGCAAGGGAUAUGCAGUUGAUGGGCUGUUUAAGCUCAAUGUAAUGACUAUUAAUAAUAAUAAUAAUAAAAUACCUUCUGCUUACUUGCUUGAGUCUUCUAAUGUGUGGCAUGGUAGACUAGGACAUGUUAAUUUUAAUUCUAUACGUAGAUUAAUUAACAUGGAACACAUUCCUAAAUUCACAAUUGAUGUGAAGCACAAAUGUGAAGUUUGUGUAGAGGCAAAACUAACGAAAACGUCUUUCAAAUCAGUUGAAAGAAAAACGGAACCACUUGAAUUAAUUCAUAGUGACGUUUGUGAUUUUAAAUCAAUACAAACACGUGGUGGUAAUAAAUAUUUUAUUACUUUUAUCGAUGAUAGCACUCGCUAUAGCUACAUUUAUUUAUUAAAAAAUAAACACGAAGCAAUCGAUAAAUUCAUUCUUUAUAAGAACGAAGUGAAAAACCAACUUAAUCGACGAAUUAAGACGGUUAGGAGUGAUCGAGGUGGUGAGUAUGAAGCACCAAUUGGUGACUUUUGCGCUAGUGUGGGUAUAGUACACGAACGUACCGCACCCUAUUCACCUCAAUCAAACGGUGUUGCCGAACGAAAGAAUCGCACAUUGAAAGAUAUGAUGAACGCGAUGCUAGUAAGUUCGGACUUGCCACAAAAUAUGUGGGGCGAAGCAAUCUUGACAAGCAAUUACCUUUUAAAUAAGGUUCCCCGGAAAAAAUAUGAUAAAACUCCGUACGAGUUGUGGAAAGGCAAACGGCCUUCCUAUCAAUAUUUAAAAGUGUGGGGGUGUCUUGCUAAGGUGCUUGUACCAACACCUAAGAAAAUAAAAAUAGGUCCAAAAACGGUGGAUUGUAUUUUUAUUGGAUAUGCACAAAAUAGUAGUGCCUAUCGGUUUUUAGUGUACGAUUCGAAUAAUCCGGAUGUACAUAAAAACACAAUAAUUGAAUCAAGGAAUGCCUCAUUCUUUGAAGAUGUAUUUUCAUGCAAGUCCAACGAAGGACCUAGCACGUCAAAACGAACAUUUGACGUAGCUAUGGAAAAUACUAGCGAGGGCUCCGGAGAAGAACCCGAACCCAGACGUAGCAAACGUGCUAGAGUUGAAAAAUCCUUUGGACCGGAUUUUCUCACCUACUUGGUAGAAUUUGACUCGGAUAUUCUAACAUGUAUGGUAGAAAAUGAACCGGAUUUUCUAACAUGUUUGGUAGAAAAUGAACCACGGACUUAUACGGAAGCCGUGACGUCUACCGAAGGUCCUAUGUGGAAAGAAGCCAUCAAAAGUGAGGUGGAUUCUAUCCUUAAAAAUCACACAUGGGAAUUGGUUGAUCUUCCUCCGGGAAAUAAACCUUUGGGAUCCAAGUGGAUUUUUAAACGGAAAAUGAAACCUGACGGUUCCAUCGAUAAGUACAAGGCCAGACUUGUAAUCAAGGGAUACAAGCAACGUGAGGGCCAUGAUUACUUUGACACGUAUUCUCCUGUGACGAGAAUAAAAUCCAUUAGGAUGAUACUAGCAAUUGCCGCAUUGCGAAAAUUGGAAGUUCAUCAAAUGGACGUAAAAACCACUUUUCUAAAUGGUGAUAUAGACGAAGAAAUCUAUAUGGAACAAUCCGAGGGCUUUCGUGUUCCAGGCCAAGAAAGGAAAGUGUGUAAAUUAAUUAAAUCAUUGUAUGGAUUGAAACAAGCCCCUAAACAGUGGCACGAAAGGUUCGAUCAUGCAAUGUUAAUUAAUGGGUUUAAAAUAAACGAAAGUGACAAAUGUGUGUAUGUGAAGAGCACGGUAGACGGCUAUGUCAUUUUAUGUUUAUACGUGGAUGAUAUACUCAUCGUGGGUAGCAAUAAUCUAAUGAUUAAUUCUACCAAAAGCAUGUUAAAUUCUAAAUUUGACAUGAAGGAUAUGGGGCUGGCCGAUUUAAUCCUUGGGAUUAAAAUAAUUAGAGGACCUGAUGGUCUUACGCUAAGCCAAUCCCAUUACGUUGAUAAAAUCCUUACGAAAUUUAAUAAGGAUGAUUAUCAAGAGGCAAGGACUCCAUUAGAUAAAAACGUACAACUUACCAAAAAUCGUGGAGAGUGUAUUUCUCAAGUAGAAUACGCUAGGAUUAUUGGAAGCUUGAUGUAUCUAAUGAGUUGUACCAGGCCUGAUAUUGCCUUUGUGGUUAGUAAGCUAAGUAGAUAUACUAGCAACCCCGGUGAUGAACACUGGAAGGCAAUAAUAAGGGUUUUGAGGUAUUUACGUAAAAUCCAAAAUCUUGGACUGCACUAUGGAAGAUAUCCAGCUGUACUUGAAGGGUAUAGCGACGCUAGUUGGAUAUCCGACAUAAAGGACUCUAAGUCCACAAGUGGAUAUGUUUUCACUUUGGGAGGUGCAGCCGUAUCCUGGAAAUCCUCAAAACAAACGUUAAUAGCUAGAUCCACGAUGGAGUCUGAGCUAAUAGCCUUGGAUAAGUGCACUGAAGAGGCUGAAUGGCUACGCCAUUUUCUCGAGGAUAUUCCAAGUUGGGAGAAGCCUGUACCUCCAAUAUGUAUACAUUGCGAUUGUCAAGCGGCAAUUGGAAGGGCACAGAGCAAUCUCUACAAUGGUAAGUCUAGACACGUUCGUCAUAGACAUAACACCAUUAAACAACUCCUCACAACGGGUGUUAUCACUGUUGACUACGUGAAGUCAAAGGAUAACAUAGCAGAUCCGCUAACCAAGGCAUUGGAUAGAGAAUUGUUGGAGAAGUUGUCACGAGGAAUGGGACUAAAGCCCGUGAAUUGAAAAGUUCUAUAGUGGAUACCCAACCUAGUUGGUCAUAGGUUCAAAACGGACAACUAAAUUAUAGAGCGAAGGAUGGUCACUGUGGGGGUCUCGGACUCCUACCCACUCCUCGUUAAAACAGUGACUCCCACACGAGGUUAGCAAAAACGUUUGCUUUAAUGAUUCUAAAAUGUUGUUCUACUCGAUAACAUUGGAAGAGUAUGCGGGAUACUCGUGGAAGAAUCACCUAUGUGAGAGAGAAGAGGCCCGCUUCAAAGGAGAACUGUAAAGGCACAGUUCUUUAGAAACUCUUGCAGAACCAGGACGGUGACCCAUGGCCAAAACGGGCACACCCAUGAGAACGGAACAAAGUUGGAAGGUUCUUGUGUAAAGAUAAGUCAAUGUUUACACGACGGCAGUAUAGUUCAAGGACAUCGAGUCUACUAGACAGCCAGUAAAUAAACGUGUCUCUACAACGGAAGGUUCAAAGGAUAAAACCUACCUCUCCGUAUGCAAGGAUCAUCCGGUGAACACAACAUGUCCUCCUAUCUUCGUGUCCUUUUAAGUCUCGAAAAUCAAUUUUCAUUCAUGUGGGGGAUUGUUGGAAAAAUGUGUUAAAAAUUGCAUUAAAUGGUCAUUUUGGGGCAAUUAUUUAAGUGGGGUCCACUUCUGAUUUGGGUCGGUUCAAAGUGGUUUCGGAUUGUCCUUGUUAAGGGCUACAAUUCGAUAUGUGGUACACUCAAAACAGAUAACGGGUGAAUGAGAAAUUGAUUCUCGAAGUUCACUCGUUGAAAUGGAAAAACUGGGAAAAUGGUGAGUUUCUAGUGUGUUUUAUCCCACACCGAAAAACUCAAGGGAUUUUCACCCCCUUAUAAAGGGAAGCCUCGUUUAAGGAGUUAAGAUUCCUAAAGGGAAAGGCUCUCUCUUACGCGCAGGGGGGGGGUGCCGAUCAAAUCCCGAAACGGAGAAGAAAAACCGCGACUCGUGUGCGCGGGCGACCUGCGGACACGAAUGUCGUCCGAAAACCUAUCAUUCAAAGAUACGGUCUAACUUUUGUUUCUUCCCGUAACGGAAACCCUCGAGGUCUUCUGUGUUCUUACUUGGUUCUCGUUCACUGGAACUCUUUUUUGUGUGCUCAAACACUAGUUCGUAGUCAUCGUAUCCUGGGAAACGAUUGUUGCAACGCUCCUAGCACCGUGGGAGGCAACAAAUACGUUUUAAGGAAAUCGUGCGUAGCACGAGCUUUGACUAAUUCUGCUUCAUCUCCUUUCUUGUUUUUCUCUAGUCAUUUUAUUUAACUAAUUGUUUUACAAAAUGUAGAAAUUUUAUAAAAAUAUUAUUUUUUGAUAUAUAUUUAUUUGGGUUCCUUUGCAAGUUCAUAAUUUUGUAUUGAUUUUAACUAAUAUUUAGAGUAAUUUGAUAUUUUAAUUAGGAUGAUUAACUUUCAAUUUUUUAUAUUCAGAAAAGACUUAUCAUUUACUCCGUUUUUUUUUCACUUUCUUAAAAAGUAGGUUUUCAUUUUUAACAUUGAAUUUGUACCAGCUUAAUUGAUUUGCAGUUUAUGUUUCUUUUAAUGAAUUUAUAUUGACAUUUUUACCCGGUAUUUUAUAUUCUUCUAAUGGCAUGGAAUCAAUCUCUCACACAUUGUUUGUCAUUUACAUUCUCACUACAAUAUAUAUGCUCUUCAGUGAAAUUAUCCUUAUAUAUAUAUAGAGGAAAGUUCAUGUCCGGAAUUCCGGACAGGAACCGCCGUCCGGACGGCGGCGUUUGGCCGCAUUCCCGGUAGAAUUUUUUGAUGAAAUUUGUAUGACAUGUUCUUCAUCAAGUCUAGUUUAUCCACAAAAACAAUCAGCUAAAAACUCAACCGUGAAGGUCGUCAAAUGAUUUUUACAAGUUAACUGCGUUUUAUAUGUAUUUUCCGGCGCAUUUAUCUUGUAAAAAUCAUUUGACGACCUUCCCGAUUGAGUUUUUAGCUUAAUAUUUUUUUGGAUAAACUAGACUUGAUGAAGAAUAUGACAUAAAAAUUUCAUCAAAAAAAUCCACCGGAAAGGUCCCCAAAAGCCGUCGUCUGGAAGGCGGUUCCGGUCAGGAGAACACUACUCUCUCUCUCUCUCUAUAUAUAUAUAUAUAUAUAGGGGAUGGUUCAAAUAAAAAGUGGUCUUCCUGUGCAAAGGGUAAAGUUUGCACUUUUUGAUGUUUCGCUUGCACUGUUUCUUGCUUUCAUUGCACUUGUUCUCGGUAGCCGAAAAAAAUUGGUUUAUUUACAAAACUGCUACCGUCAUUUUGGCCGAAUUUGGCCAAAAUCAAAAUGGCCAAAAAGUGCAAUGCAAAUAAGAAAAAGUGCAAGCGAAACAUGAAAAAGUGAAAACUUUGCAGUUUACACGGGAAGACCACUUUUCAUUUGAUCUUCCCUAUAAAUGAAAAAGUGCAAUGCAAUAUAUAUUGUCUGUGAAGUGGGGGUAGGAAUUUUAUCUUAAGUACUAAUACUAAAUUUCGUGGUCGGAAGCAGGGGCACUUGCCCCCCUAGAACCUCCUAGGUCCUCCACUGGUCACAUGAGACCAUUACCCUACAAUUGAAAUUAUUCGUAAAUAAUUGAUAUUUGAUAUUUUUCUUAGGAGUACUCUAGAUUAUAUAUUCUAAAAUUGAUACUUAAAAUUAAUCCUAUUUUUAUGCACUCUAAACUCGAGAGUGUUAUUUUUUUCAUUCUUUGUUUUUAUUAGCCGAUUAAUAAUUGACAUUGUUCGAUCUUAUACCGUAGUGUUUUCCCGUAUCUAACCCAAAAGUAUGAGUGGUAUGUACUAUGUAGCAUACAUAGUAUUUCAUCCGUCCCUUAAAAAUUGAUCAAGUUUGAUUGACACAUGGAUUAAUAAAGAAACAUUGUGUAAUUGAGGUUUGUGCAGAAGAAAUAGAAUUAAUUAAUUGAUGAAACCACAAAUUUUUUACUUAAAAAAGAAAAUGACAAAGUUAGUGUGAUAACAAAAAAAGGUAGCAAUGUUUUAAGGAAUAAAAAGAGUAUGAUACUACUAGUAUGAGUUUGCAAUCAAUUCCAAUGAUUUUGAACUUUUGGGCUUGUUCUUAAUAAUGUUAUAUUUGGGGAUUACCUUGUAAUAUUUCAUAACUCUGUUUGAUUAUAAAUAGAAGGCCAAGACACCCAGUAGGGUAAACCAUUAUUCUCCCAAUUAUAUUUUCGUAUAUGGUAUCAGUCGUCUAGGUUUUCCGUUUCCUUCCUCCAUGGCCGACGCGCAGCCCUCCCUAGCCCUCUCACAGUCGGCGCCCUCCUCCCAGGUGCGGCCACAGCAGAGCGGAAUUCCAUCUACUAAGGCGCCCACAGUUAUGGUGCAGCCCUCGUCCGGAAUACUCAGCCAGACCACCGGUCAGAUGUCCUCCUUUCAAACUGGCUCUAGCAGUGCAACACUUUCUUCGCACGCCGAUGAUGCGCCACCAGCCUGGUCCCCUCUCGCUCCAGCACUCCGGCAGCGUCUCGGUAAUCCUCAACAUUUUGAUCAAUAUCAGUUAUUUGGCAUGCCAGCACCGUUUACGUGAACUCCGACCAAGAGCCUUGCUCCGCCGCCGCUCUUUCCCUCAAUUUCUGACGCAGGCGCUUCGUCCAUGCACUUUGCCGGACCCACCUUCACUGCCCAGCCAGCCACAAAUCCUCCGCAACAUGCACCAGUCAUGGCCGGAUCAGGUUCUACGCAAGUCACAGGUUCUUUAUCCUCCCUCUCAUCACAAUUGACGUUUUCUACGCCAAAUAUGACUAAUAUUGUUACAACCCGCUUAUCGGCCGUUGAGGAUUACCUACCGUGGCGUACCCAAUUUGAGUCUUUUCUUGUCUCCGACAGUUUUAUUGGGAUAUUGGAUGGCUCAAUUCGGUAAGUCGAGGGCUCUGAGUACUGAUACGUUCGUAAUUUCCAUUUCUAUGUUUAUGUUUUUAAUUAGUUUUGCUUGACUUUUACUUUGGAAAUUACACACUUUUGGUGUAAUAGAUUAGAUUUUUAAAUUCUUGUAAAUAGGUUAGAUUAGACAUAUUCUGAGCUUAAGCAGGUUUUGGUCACCCAAAGUACAGUUGGUGAACCCAAAAAGUGAAGAGAAGGUGCAAAAGUUCAAAGACAAAAGAAGAUCCUGAAUUUUGGUCUAUACUCGGUCGAGUAUUAGCUAUACUCGAUCGGGUAUUAGGUUGGAACUUCAAAUCGGAUCAGAUCCGAAGACAAAGGAACAUGCAGGAAAGAUUUUGGCCACGAUUCUAUGUCUAUACCCGAUCGGGUAGACCGACAUACCCGAUCGGGUAUGCCUUUAAAUUGCAAACGAAGAUCGGUCGAGUAUAGCCCGAAUACCACUUUCUAAGCAUACCCGACCGGGUAUUCAUAUAUACUCGAUCGGGUAUGCCUUUAAAUUGCAAACGAAGAUCGGUCGAGUAUAGCCCGAAUAUCACUUUCUAAGCAUACUCGACCGGGUAUUCAUAUAUACUCGAUCGGGUAUACACUUAGAAAAUAGCCUGAAACCGGUCGAGUAUGCCUUGGAUCGGAUGUUACACACAUACUCGAUCGGGUACCAUGUAUAUACCCGAUCGAGUACCCGAAUCUCAUCCCAAAAACCUAUAAAUACACCUCCUUUCCUUCACAAAAAGAUAUCCAAUCCCUUGUACAUCUAAGCUCAGUAUAGAAUAGCUCUUUCUUUAUAUUUUUCAUCAUGUUUAGUCUCCAAAUGAGGAGCUAAACUCUUCCAUCUUGGUUUUGCUACUUUGAAGCUUAAUGAAUUUGUAAGUUGUGAGUUAUUUUCUUUAAUCUUCUUCCUUGAAUAUUAAUUCUUUCUUUCAAAAUACUAUCUCUAUAUCAAAGUUGGGGAGUGUUACUAAGAUGACAAUUAGUUAACAUCUUGACAUUGGUUAUAGUAAUAGCUAUUUCUUCCUCUAUGAUUAUAUUGGGGAGUGUUGCUAAGAUGACAAUUAGUUAACAUCUCGAUAUUAAUCAUAGUAGGAUUCAUAUAUUUUAAUAUUCUUCCUUGAGUAUUGAUUAAUUCCUAUUCAUAUUUCAUGUUAAUAUCUUAAACAUUACUUAAAGUAUCAACUAGUAUUGUUUCUCAUAUUAAUUAUUACUAGAAUCAAUCGGUUAAUACGCUUGUUAUUAAUCCGGUUCUUUCAACGGUAGUAAACUUGGAAUAUUAAUGCAUGCAUCUCAUGGUUAAUAUGCCAAGGGGAAUUAAUUAUAUUGAUUAAACCAAUAAACCGCUUGUGUUGAGGUUAUCAAUCUCAAUCGUUUUCAUCUUAAGUUUAUUGCUACUAUCAAGUUAAUAUACGGCUCUUGUUCUAUAUUGACUCGAUAGUAAGUUUUAUUAAUGAACGCAUCUCGUUAUUAAUAACUACCCUCGAUGAACUGGAUAUGCUCCUCGAUUGAGUAUUCGAGAGGAAGAUAGUUAAAGAUAUAACGGGAUCGACGAACAUUUCAUUAAGUGGAUAAAAGCAAAACCAAGUCCCCAUCUCAUUGAAUUAAACUCAUAUAGGUCGUUUAUCUUAGUGUUAUUAAACCAAGCAAAUCUAAAACCCCCUUGUUAUUAUUUAUAUAAAAGAAAAGUAUUCCUUUCCCUGUGGAUACGAACCUUACUACACUAUACUACGUAUUAGUGUUGUAUUGAUUAAUUAUUUUGAGUGCACCUAACGACGAGUGCACGUCAAAUUUGGCGCCGUUGCCGGGGAAAGGCAAUAAAUUUUUCUUUUAUCUUCAUAUCAAGAAAAAUCAAAAAAAAAAAUAUUAAAUAAAAAAAAAAUUAUAAAGAGUUCUUAUUUUUUUCUAUUUUCUGAGCUUAGUGGAGUUUAUGGUUAAACAUCGUUCCAUAAACGAAAUCACAUAUCACAAAAACCCAGAAAUAGAACAAACUUUCGAGCGGUUGAAAAGUAAAUUAUUUAACACCGACUCGGAAGAAUCAUCUUCUAGAGAUUCAUACACCGCUAGCUCUAGUUCUAGCGACACCGAAGAGUCAACCACAAUGGCUCUUGAAACAAGGACACUGAGGGAGCUCACAGCUCCAAACCUCAACCAACAACCACUGUGUAUUACCUUCCCUACACUUGAUGAGGGUAAUACGUUUGAGCUAAAAUCUGGGCUCAUUCAUCUGCUGCCAUCCUUCCAUGGCCUGAGGGGAGAAGACCCGAACAAACAUUUAUCGGAGUUCCACGUCGUUUGCACAAGCAUGUGCCCAAACGGUGUGACAGAAGAACAAAUCAAACUGCGGGCAUUUCCAUUUUCACUGAAGGAUACCGCAAAGGAUUGGCUAUUCUAUCUUCCUUCAGGAAGUAUAGGAACAUGGGCGGCCAUGAAGAAAGCGUUCCUGGAAAGGUACUACCCUGCCUCUGUCUCAUCCUCUCUAAAAAAACAAAUCAGCAACGUGGAGCAGAAGGAUGAUGAAUCGUUCUACGAAUAUUGGGAACGAUUCAAGAAACUGUGUGCAAGCUGCCCUUAUCAUGGCUAUUCGGAGCAAGACCUCAUCUUAUAUUUCUAUGAUGGUCUUUGCAAUGAAGAUAGGCGGAUGAUAAACGCCGCAUGUGGAGGAGGGAUUGUCAACAAGACCCCUUCUCAAGCUACAAACCUCAUCUCGGAGUUGGCCGAGAAUUGUAGGCACUAUGAUCGGCGAUCAACAAAACGAGUUAUGGCGGCAGAAUCCAACAACUCAUUGGAAAGUCAAGUAGCCGGCUUGACUUCUUUGGUUAAAGAUUUUCUCUUAAAUCCGAAACCUCAAGAAGUCAAGGUCUGCGGCAUAUGCUCGACACAAGGGCACCCCACCGACUCUUGCCCAACACUACAAGAGGAGAACGUUGAACAGAUCAAUGCUUUGGGUUUCCAAAAUCAAAAGAGGUAUAAUCCUCAAAGCAACACCUACAAUCCGGGAUGGAGGGAUCAUCCUAAUUUAAGGUACGGAAACUCUCAACCUCCUCAACCAUCAAAUCCUCCUCCUCCACAAUAUAAACAACAAGGCCAAACUUCUAACUCGAAUAUGUCAACCGAAGACAUGAUUCGAUCACUUGCCAUGAAUAUGGCAACAAUGCAACAAAGUGUGGUUCAAUUCCAAGAAACAACAAAAUCCAGCAUCCACAACUUGGAAAACCAAAUCAGCCAAAUCUCAAAUGCCGUGAGUAGGCUUGAAGCUAAGGAUUCGGCAAGGCUACCAUCUCAAACGGAGCCGAAUCCUAGGCAACAAGCCCACACAGUCACAUUACGGAGUGGCAAGGAGUUGGUUAUGGCCAAGGAGAAGGCAAAGAGCCACAUUGGCGAAGAGGAGGAAGAAGAGGAACUGGUGGAAGUGACUCAACCGGAGGUGGAAGCUCAAAUCCCAACCCCACCACCGGUCAUUCCCGAGAUUGAAGCACCCUUCCCCGAGGCUCUAAGGGAAACACGGAAGCUGGAGAAGGACAAGGACAUCUAUGAGACAUUCUCCAAAUGUGAAGUAAAUAUCCCUCUCCUUAACUUGAUAAAGGGUGUUCCGAGAUUCGCAAAAUUUUUCAAAGAACUAUGUACAAUAAAAAGGAAACAUAGACUCAAUGGAAAACAAAAAGUCCAAGUUAGUGAACGUGUUUCGGCAGUUUUUCAAAAGAAACUUCCAAAGAAAUACAAUGACCCGGGCAUGUUCACUAUACCUUGCAAGUUGGGAGGAACUACGUUUUCAAAAGCCAUGCUCGAUUUAGGAGCAUCAAUUAAUGUCAUUCCUUACUCUUUAUACAAAUCACUUGAGCUUGGCCCUUUAAAUGAAACCAGAGUAGUCAUUCAACUUGCGGAUAGAUCAAAUGCCUACCCUAAAGGUAUUGUCGAAGACGUACUAGUUAUGGUUGACAAUUUGAUUUUCCCCGCUGACUUUUAUGUUUUGGAAAUGGAGAAUGAUAAGAAUGCGGUACCUAUCCUUUUAGGAAGGCCAUUUUUAAAAACCGCUAGAGCAAAGAUUGACGUAUUUAGCGAUUCCUUAACAAUGGAAUUUGAUGGGGAUAAAGUUGAAUUCAACAUUUAUGACUCCAUGAAAUAUCCAAAUGAAAAUCAUUCUUUAUUUGCCAUUGAUAUUGUUGACCCCCUUGUACAAAAUACUUUUGAAAUCAAUAAAGAGGACGAAUUGUUAAGUAUACUUGAAAAUGACUUCGGGGAAAACUCUUCAGAACUUGCCCUGACCCCCAACACACAAGCUAUGAUAGUGGAAUUGGAUACUCACUUCCAACUCCCACUUAUGCCACCGGGGUCUAGGGCAUUUCCACUAACCAUCCCCGAGGAAAAGCCUCUACCUUCAGUUUUGCAGGCACCCGACGUUGAGAUGAAACCACUCCCAACACAUUUGAAAUAUGUGUUUUUGGGGCAAAAAGAGACACUACCGGUCAUUAUCUCAAACAAAUUGACCGGAGAACAAGAAGGCAAAUUGAUAGCGGUGCUCAAUGAGCAUAAACUAGCAAUUGGAUGGACUAUAGCCGACAUCAAAGGCAUUAGUCCAUCUACUUGCAUGCAUCGCAUCUUAAUGGAGGAUGAGGCCAAGCCGGUACGACAGCCGCAACGAAGACUAACUCCACCUAUGAUGGAGGUGGUCAAAAAAGAGGUGAUCAAACUACUCCAAAUGGGGAUAAUCUUCCCCAUCUCCGACAGCAAAUGGGUUAGCCCAACCCAAGUGGUCCCAAAGAAAACCGGAGUCACGGUAGUGGAAAACAAACAUGGAGAACUAAUGCCCACCCGAAUUCAAAAUGGAUGGAGGGUAUGUAUAGAUUACCGUAGACUCAAUGCGGUAACUAGAAAGGAUUUCUUUCCUUUACCCUUCAUCGACCAAAUGCUUGAGAGACUUGCCGGGCAUAAGUUCUAUUGCUUUCUUGAUGGCUACUCCGCGUACUUUCAAGUGCCUAUAGCCCCUGAAGAUCAAGAGAAGACCACUUUCACUUGUCCAUUUGGCACUUUUGCAUACCGGCGCAUGCCAUUCGGACUUUGCAAUGCCUCGGCCACAUUCCAACGAUGCAUGAUGAGCAUAUUCUCUGAAUAUGUUGAGCUAUUUAUGGAAGUCUUCAUGGAUGAUUUUACAAUCCAUGGAGACUCAUUUGAUUCAUGCCUACUUCAUCUAUCUCUUGUUUUGAAGAGUUGUUUAGAAUCAAAUCUUGUUCUAAACUCUGAAAAAUGUCACUUUAUGGUGGAGGAAGGAAUUGUCCUAGGCCAUGUAAUUUCGUCCAAAGGAAUAGAGGUGGACAAAGCAAAAGUGGAGGUUAUCCAAUCACUACCUUAUCCUACCACCGUUAAGGAGAUACGAUCAUUCCUUGGACAUGCAGGUUUCUACAGGAGGUUCAUCAAAGAUUUCUCAAAGAUUGCAUCUCCUUUAUGCACACUUUUGCAAAAGGAGGUGGAGUUCAUAUUCUCCGAGGACUGCAAGAAGGCCUUCAAUACUUUGAAGGAGAAAUUAGUAACCGCACCUAUCAUCCAAGCCCCGGAUUGGUCUCUUCCCUUUGAGAUCAUGUGUGAUGCUAGUGACUAUGCGGUCGGGGCCGUUUUGGGCCAAAAGGUGGGAAGAGCAUCUCAUGUGAUCUAUUAUGCAUCCACCACACUCAAUGAUGCCCAACGCAACUACGCCACCACCGAAAAAGAAAUGUUGGCCGUCGUUUAUGCGCUCGAAAAAUUCAGGUCAUACUUACUUGGUACCAAAGUGAUCAUUUACACCGAUCAUGCGGCUAUUAGGUUCUUGAUGACAAAGAAAGAGGCCAAACCACGGCUGAUUCGAUGGAUACUACUCCUGAGCGAGUUUGAUGUUGAGAUCAAGGACAAGAAAGGCAUGGAGAACUUGGUGGCCGAUCACUUGAGCCGUUUGGUCUUGGGCGAAGGAAACAAUCAUAUCAAAGAUGAUAUCCGAGGCGAAUUUCCCGAUGAGACCCUUUUCUCCCUUAAGGAAAUUCGUCCUUGGUACGCUCACAUUGUUAAUUUCCUUGUUCUAAACAGGUUUCCACCAAGCUUCUCUAAAGCUCAAAGAGAGAAACUCCAGCAUGAUGCAAAGCAAUACGUAUGGGAUGAACCAUAUUUAUGGAAACAUUGCAAAGAUCAAGUCAUUCGAAGAUGCAUUCCCGAAACAGAAAUUGCAUCCAUACUUGCUUUUUGUCACUCACAUGCAUGUGGUGGCCACUUUGGAGGAAAACGAACAUCCAUGAAGGUACUUGAAUGUGGUUUUUUGUGGCCAAGCUUAUUCCAGGAUGCACAUGUCUAUUGUCAAUCUUGUGAUGAUUGCCAACGCAUGGGCAACAUCUCUCGAAAGCAUGAGAUGCCCCAAGUUCCUAUGCUCUACGUGGAGAUCUUUGAUGUGUGGGGAAUAGAUUUCAUGGGACCUUUUCCUAAUUCCCAUGGAAAUUUAUACAUUCUAUUGGCGGUAGAUUACGUAUCCAAAUGGGUGGAAGCAAAAGCCACAAAGACCGAUGAUGCCAAAGCAGUGACUGAAUUCCUCAAAACCCGCAUCUUCUCAAGGUUUGGGGUACCACGCAUCUUGAUAAGCGACAGAGGCACUCACUUCUACAACAAAACUGUGAGUACCUUGUUAAAGAAAUAUGGCGUCACACAUAAACUCUCCACCGCCUACCAUCCACAGACAAACGGUCAAGCUGAGGUAUCAAACAGAGAGCUGAAAUCAAUUCUUCAAAAGACAGUAAAUCCGAACCGUAAGGAUUGGAGCCUGCGCAUGGAUGAUGCCUUAUGGGCAUACAAGACCGCUUUCAAAACCCCAAUUGGAAUGUCACCCUAUAGACUCGUGUUCGGUAAGGCCUGUCAUCUUCCGGUCGAACUCGAACACAAGUCUUAUUGGGCGGUCAAAACAUUCAAUCUCGACAUGGCUAAAGCAGGAGAGCAAAGGAAGCUACAACUCCAGGAACUAGAAGAGCUUCGAUUGGAGUCCUAUGAGAAUGCCGCCAUCUACAAGGAAAAGACGAAGGUAUGGCAUGACAAAAUGAUAAUAAGAAAGGAUUUCCAAGUUGGAGACAAAGUCCUUCUUUUUCUCUCACGCCUUCGCCUUUUCCCCGGAAAAUUGAGAUCACGAUGGGAAGGACCAUUCGAGGUGGUCAAAGUCUACACCCAUGGCGCAGUGGAAACAAAAAGCCUCGAUACCGGAAAAAUCCUCAAGGUUAAUGGACAUCAACUCAAACCAUUCCUUGAAGGUUUCCAGAAAGAAAGCAUUGAAUGCAUGGAUCUCAUCGAUCCAAUCUUUGAAGAAUGAACACAACAAUGGCGUCGUGCCGCGACGUUAACUAAGGCGCUUCUUGGGAGGCAACCCAAGCAAGGUACAUUUUUCUUUUAUUGUUAACCCCCCCUGUCAAUGUUUUCAAUUAUGUCUUUGAGAGGUUGAGAGGGAGGGCACUAAUCAUGGGUUUUUGGAAAAAAAGAAAUAAAAAAAUUUUGCAGGUUUUUGAACAUCUGGGGACAUACCCGAUCGAGUAUAACCUUAUACUCGGUCGGGUAUGAGCAAAAAGAAAAGGGACCGGACACUACUCGAUCGAGGGAGCAUUCAAAAUUUGAAAAAUAAGCAAUACCCGAUCGGAUAUCACUAUACACCCGGUCGGGUAUCGCUAGAAAUGCUAAAAUUGAAGGGGACUGAUUCCCACACUCGACCGAGUACACGCUUCAAAAAUGAAAAAAAAGCACAUACCCGAUCGAGUAUGGAGGAAUACUCGACCGGGUACAGGAGACAGGCUGCUCACAAAGUUCAUUUUCUAAGAAUACUCGACCGGGUAACUCCACCCUACCCGAUCGAGUACAGGAGACAGGCCGCUCAAAAACUACACUUUCCAGCCAUACCCGACCGAGUACCAGCACAUACUCGAUCGGGUAUACGGGUCUUAUAACCCCAAAUCAGCCCCAAAACACUUCAUCUUCCCCAAAUUCCCAACCCUAUCUCGAACAAAAAACGCCCAAACCCCAUUUUUACACCUUCUCUCUACCAUAUCUCUUCCAAAUCUUCACCAAAUCCACCCAUUCCAACGCCAAAACACUCCCCUCAUCCUCCUCUACACAUUCAUACCCACCAAUCCCAUUCUCCUCCAACUUUCAGAGGUCCGAAAAACCCUACCCCCACCAUUCCAAUUUCGGUUUUCAAAGGCCAAAUUCACUUCAAAUGGCUCCAAGGAAAGAGAAAGGGCAAAGCUCAAGCACUAGGACAAUCAUCCCGGGCUACGAGGACAUCCUUUUCGUGGACAACGAACAACGCACACGCUUCAUGUCCACAAUUGAAAGGCAAGUCAAACCUUCCCGCUUUUUAUGCCUUGAUGCUCUAAAGGAAUUAGGAGUAUACACAAUAAUGAAGAAAUUUUUUCAUGAGUUGCAUAUGGAUAAAAUUUUCAAAAUGCAAUACAACUCAAAUGAAAAAAUUAUCUAUGAAUUCCUAAGCUCGGUGCACUUUGAGAACAAUGAGGAGGACUUUAGGGAUGAUAAACUCAGGUUUCGAUUGUUUAAUCACAAUCACACCAUCACGAAACUUGAGUUUGCCGAACACUUUGGUAUUCCGGUCCCGUACCAAAAGUCUAUAUCCGACAAUACCGCCUUCGACCACACCCUAUGGACCAAGAUGACCGGGGAGACCAAAGUUAGCUCCUCCCAACUCUACAUUAGUCAUGUCCAACAUCCAGUCCUACGCCUCUUUUUGAAAUUUCUUGCCAACUCCUUGCUUGGACGUCCCAACAACCAUCAUACAAGGAUGGGGGAUGUAUGCCUCAUCUCGGUUGCCUUAUUCCGUAUCCACGUGGAUUUCAACCUCUGUAAUCUCAUGUGGGCUCAUCUAAAGAAGGAAAGUGUGGCAAAGGGUGCUAUCGUAGUGGGCGGGGUGAUUAUGCACUUGGCCACAAAGUUCGGGUAUACGGAUGACUCUCCUAUACCCGACUACUGUUUAAUGAACAUAUCUUGGCUAGGCCACUCGGGCUGUACUUCUUUUUCACACACCGUUUAUGGUGAAGAAAGGCCCAAAAAUAUGUACAACUGGCACAUCCACCCCAAACCCCUCAAAUACUUCCUCUUGCCCAACCUAGAACUCCCCCAACUCCACUUCAAAACAGGCAGGCCGGAUCAACAUUACCUCUUCCCAAACGCCCUCCCACCACAUCUUCAAGAACCGGAACAGGAACUCCCCCAAAACCAACCCGAUGACGAGCCCUACGAGCAACUCCAUAGCCAUCCAACCAUGAGCCAUGAUUUCCCAGAACAAAGCCAAAACCCUCCACCACCCGACUUCUUUCAACAACUUCUGGAGGGUCAACAACAACUUCUUACGGGAAUAGCUCAAAUGGACAACCGGCUCAACCGAUUAGAGGAAGAGCAAAGAGCCGGUUUUCAAAGAUUGGAGGAUGAGCAAAGGGCCGGCUUUCAACGUUUGGAGGAGCUCCGGGAGGCCGAUAGACACCGGUAUGAGGAAGACCAACAUAGGUUCUACGGGCCUAUGUACUCGUUUAUGGCACAGCAGGGAUCCUUCCAUACCAUGGCGAACCCUCCUCCACCACCCUCAUGGUAUGACCCCACUCAUUGGGGUAACUUUGGAGGAUCUGGCUCCGGUGGUGGAGGGUACGACGGCGGAGAUGGCGGGGACACUUACAUGGGAGAUGGUGGCCAAGGGAGCGGUUUUGGAGGGAGCUACUACGGAGGAGAAGGCGGGCACUAGGGACAGUGCGUGAUUCAAGUGCGGGGGAGACACUCAUGAUGGUAUGUAAUUCUCAUUUGUACCUAGCACUAUGCAUGUAAUUCUUUUGAACUUUUACACUCAAAAAAAAAAUUAAAGAAAAAAAUAAACAAAAGAAAAUAAAUGCUAGUUAGGUUGAAAACCCAACAAAAUGGGCAAUCUAAGCAAAAAAGGCUUAUAUAAAAAAAAAUGAGUGAGUUGGAGAGAAUGGAAAAUGAAAAGAGGUGCUAGGAUGAAAACCUGAAAAGGCUCCUAGGCAAAAUGAGAGAUAUGAGAGAAAUGUUUGUUCUUGCAGGCACUCAUUGUAUCCUUAUGAAGAAUAUGAAGAUUCAAGAUAAAGAAGAAGAGAGGAGGAGAAAAGAAGACAACACUAGGAGGCCAUUAAACCCAAGAUGCUCUUUUGUGAUUUGAGUUUAAAACUCAUUUUUCUUUGUAAUCCUUGGUGGUCUUUGUGUUUGUAUUAUAUUUUUGUUGAACUGUGGAACUUUUGGACAAACAUUGACACUUGUAAACAUUUGAUCUUACUCGAGACGAGUAAAAGUUUAAGUGUGGGGGAGUUGAUACGUUCGUAA